Molecule: messenger RNA, 3179 nt
Organism: Leucoraja erinaceus (little skate)
Lineage: Eukaryota; Metazoa; Chordata; Chondrichthyes; Rajiformes; Rajidae
Product: protein FAM124A-like
Exons: 5
Coding region: 1-1833 (610 amino acids)
Source: RefSeq, a predicted model, not a curated record
AUGAGCAGCAAUCCGAUAGUAUCUCCCUCUCUGUCACACGAGCGCCGGGGCUCAAGUGUCUCCCUGUCCAUCUGCAGACAAAAGCCGGUGUCAACGUCGCCCGUCAUUUACCCACCGCCAGGUUACACCACGCCCCUGGAGAGGCGGAGCCAGGGCGAGGAGUAUUGCCAUCAGUGCAGGAGAGGCGAGCGGAGAGCUCGCAAGGGACAAGUGGGCGAUGGAGAGGAGAGAUCAAACUUCAGCUGCAAGUCAUCAACAAGCAGUGAGUUGUGUUUGGAAGAUGUGCCCAAUCCCUUCUUGGUCACCAUGCACAUCAUCACCAACCCGGGCGGUGCACCAGCCUUGCAGAAAGCUGUUGACAGCCUGGUGACUUGGAUUGACCCCAGCUUGCGGCUCUUCGUGGCCUCCGAGCGCGGUUCCGCGCUGCCGGUGGGAAGCGUGGCUGACGAGGACCAGCCGGCGCUCGCUGUGAUCAUCUUCGUCCGUGAAGAGUGCGGGCAGCAGAUCUCCCGGCUGCACGAGUGUUUCCUCCACCCGCCGUGGCAGUACCAUCACACCGAGAGGGUCAAGGGCAGGAUCCUCCCUUACAUGCCCAGGAACCAGGACUUCUUCACCCUGGCUGACCACGCCAUUCUCUGGGCCGUCAGGCAGGUUCACUACGGGAAAGAAAUCAUCCGCCUCACCCUUUACUGCAGCUUUGACAACUUCGCCGACACAGUCGGGAUGUACGAGCUGAUCCUGAGACGCGAGGCGUCGAAGUACAGGUCGGACUUUGUUUUCUUCACCGUCUACUCCAGCAUGGAGGUGGAGAUUCAGCUGUCUUUGAAGCGGCUGCCAGCAGGUCGGCUCCCAGCUCCAUGCCCGUCCAACGCUCUAGAGUUCAGAGUUCACGCGGUGGGCUGCCUGGUCCCUCUCCUGCCCAAUCCCUGUAGCCCCAUCAGUGAGAAACGAUGGCAAACCGAAGACUACGAUGGCAACAAGCUCCUGUUGCAGGUGCAGGAUUUGUUCAGAGGUCCGUGGAGAAGGAGGGGAGUUCCUCAGUUCACCGCAGUGAGGAGUAACUCCUUCACUCCCCUGUGUACAGUGAUGCCUCGUGGUUUGGGCUGUGCACCGGAACGAUGUGGUCAACACCAGCUGAGUAGCCACAAGCCCCACCAGUCCAGGGCGCUUGGUCGCUUCUGUGGGAGUUCUCAAGAAGAUCUCUGGGGUGGUAAAGAAGGGGACACCAGGAGACGUGACAGCAGUUCCUCUGGGUACUCGCGGACAGCCCAGCGCAGCAAGUCCCUGUUCUGCCUGCCGACUUUCACCGGAUCAGUUUCCUCCUCGUUGUCUUCAUCGCCGCUGGGCGAGAUGGCUCUCUCUCUCUGUGACCACCGUCGGCUGACCAGAGUCCCGGCCCGAGGCGUCGUGCAGGGUGUGGAUGGCAUGGCGGAGACAGAUGUGGACACAGGGAUAGCCACCUCCUGCUCCGAUCUCUCUGUCUCCACACUGGACAGCUUCAGCCAGGACUUGAAGGUUGCUCUUCCCUCCUCACGGAAGUGCAGCAGGAAUCUGGCAUCCGGUCUCUUCAACUCCUCAUUCUCGGCAAGACACCCACUCCCUUCCCUUUAUGUGCAGAGUCCUGGUUCCUUCCCUCACUUCCAAGAGUUCUCCCCCUCCCGUCUAAAGCCGCGCUCUCCAUCUCCCCGGGACCCCAUUACCACCUCUUGGCUCUGCCACAGAGCAAAGCGGUCGUCGUCUCCAGUAGCAAACUGUCCUGCUGGGAACAAAAGGUGCCCCGAAAGCCAACAGGCCAACACUUGCCAAGACCCAGAGCAGGAGUUCUACAUCUGACCCAUUUGGUAGGGCCCUGGUCUCCUCCUGUUGGCGAUAGGCACGGUGAAUGGUAGAACACAAACAGCAGGCAUCAGAUUAUUCUGCUGCAGUGAAAGACAGGCCACUGUGCCCUUGCAGGAUACGGUGAGGUUUGGAUAUUACUGAUUUAACAAAUGCAACUGUUCAUAAGCAUCCAAGAUGAGAGGAGAUCUAAAUGAAAUAUUCCUUCUGAACUGACCACGUUUUACACGUCCAACAAGACAUACUUGCCAGAAAUCCAAAGAGCAUUGAAGGCUUCAAGAAUGAAACCAUGUUGUGUUUACAAGGAUUAAUUAAUUACCUGAUAGAGGGGAAUGGAGGCAGGUUACAAAAUGUGUCAUUAGAUCAUUCUUAACAGUAUCUGCAAUUCCUUUCUGUUAAAAUGUGCAAAUUUGUUUUAUAAUUCUCCGAUUUCAACCAGAUAAUGGAAUAUUUUUGGUCAUUGACAUUAUUUUAGCAUUACUAUUGAUACAAACCAAAUUAAGUUUGCAGUCAGCGAAUUGAGAUCUUCCUGAUUUGACCGGGUCAGUUGAGAAGAACUGCAGCAGAUUUAACAGAGGUUUGUUAGACCUCAAACAUCGCUGGUUUCCUCUGUGUCACACAGCUGUGAUCAUCACCAAUGCAGAUCUAAUCCAAGUGCUGACCAAGGUCAGAUAAUAACACACAAAGCUGGAAACAUACAACAGCCUUGUCAGUAUGUCUCCACAGAUGCCACCUGACCUGCUGAGUAUUUCCAACAUUUAAACACAGAACGCUACACCUUAGGAACAGCCCUUUGGCCCACACUGUGCGUGCCAAAUGUGAUGUCAGGUCACAUCUGCCUCCAUGUGAUCCAUAUCCCUCCAUUCCCUGCAUAUCCAUGCGCCUAUCUAAAAGCUUCUUAAAUGCCACUAUCGUAUCUGCCUUCGCCCCUAAUAGCCCAUUCCACCACUCUGUGUAAAAAAACUUUCACUGCACAUUGCCUUUAAAUAUUGCCCCUCUUGCCUUAAAGCUAUGCCCUUCAGUCUUUGCUACUUACACCCUGGGAAAUAGAUUCUGACUGUCUGCCCUAUCUAUGCCUCUCAUUAUUUUAUAUAAUUUCAAUCGCUCCCCUCAACAUCCUACACUUUAGAAAAAACAAUCCAGAUUUGUCCAUCUUCUCCUUAUAGUUAAUGCCCCGUAAUCCAGCUAGCAUUCUCACAAACCUCUUCUGCACCCUUACCAGAACCCUCACAUCCUUCCUAUAAUGGGGUGACCAGAACUGCACACAAUACUCCUAACCAAAUUCCUGUAUGGCUGCAGCAUAACAUUCCAUGGAGCUUCUGGAGACCUGGAUGCCAAGAUAC